Papilio machaon (common yellow swallowtail) is the source of this 1173-nucleotide messenger RNA. Its product is annotated as gelsolin-like. Gene Ontology annotation, biological process: actin polymerization or depolymerization; actin filament severing; barbed-end actin filament capping. Lineage: Eukaryota; Metazoa; Arthropoda; Insecta; Lepidoptera; Papilionidae. The record is from RefSeq and is a predicted model, not a curated record. Gene Ontology annotation, cellular component: actin cytoskeleton; cytoplasm. The transcript has 11 exons. Gene Ontology annotation, molecular function: actin filament binding; phosphatidylinositol-4,5-bisphosphate binding. The coding region runs from base 74 to 1120 and encodes 348 amino acids.
GUUUGUUAAACUAGUACACCAGUUCGUUGCCGGUGUUUGCGACAUAAGGACGUGUGUUGUUCACUCGUAGAAAAUGCCCGAAGUACAUCCAGCUUUUGCGGACGCGGGAAAGAAACAAGGUUUGGAGAUAUGGCGUAUUGAAAACUUCGAGCCUGUUGCUGUACCUCUAAAUCAAUAUGGCAAUUUUUACUCCGGAGAUUCCUAUAUAGUGCUUAAGACAUCAGGCGCAUCAAACCUAUCCUGGGACAUUCACUUCUGGUUGGGUUCCAAUACUAGUCAAGAUGAAGCUGGGGCAGCCGCUAUCUUGUCUGUUAACCUGGAUGAUGAACAGUUCCAUGGAGAUGCUGUACAGCACAGAGAGACCCAAGGUCAUGAGUCUAGACAGUUCCUGAGUUACUUCGAACCUGCUAUUAGAUACAUGGAUGGAGGACAUGCUUCAGGCUUCAGUCAUGUGACCAUCAAUCCUGGAGCUGAGAAGAGAUUGUUCCAGAUUAAAGGCAGAAGAAAUGUUCGUGUUAAACAGGUUGAAGCAUCUGUUAAAUCAAUGAACAAGGGAGACUGUUUUAUACUCGAUGUUAAUCACAACAUCUUUGUAUACGUGGGAGAUGGUUCUAAGACUGUUGAGAGGUUGAAAGCUAUCACUGUUGCUAAUCAGAUCAAAGAUCAGGACCAUAAUGGUAGAGCUAAUAUUGAGAUUAUUGAUCCUUUCUCACACGAAGGUGAUCUGGAGACGUUCUUCGAAGCACUGGGCUCUGGUGAUCAGGAUUCAGUUCCUGAUGCGGAAGAAGGUGGUGAUGAUGAAGAGUUUGAAAGAGGAAGUACUAAAGAAGUAACAUUGAGUGAGAUCUCAGACAGAACUGGUCAAUUGGAGAUCAAGAAACUCUCUGGACCAUUGAACAAAGAUCUAUUGGAUACUCAGGAAUGUUACAUACUGGACACUGGCAGCAGUAUCUAUGUAUGGGUCGGCAGGAAAUCCAAUGGAACGGAGAAAUCAGCUGCGAUGGCGAAAGCGGAACAAUAUUUGAAAGCCAACAAUUAUCCUGCUUGGGUACAUAUAUCAAAGGUAACAGAAGGUGCUGAAGCGGCUGCUUUCAAACAGUAUUUUGAAGAUUGGAAUUAAAUGUUUAUCUGUUUUCAUUGUUUAAAAACUUGUAUUAAAACAGAUUGUCAUAU